Bombina bombina (fire-bellied toad) is the source of this 2483-nucleotide messenger RNA. It is a transcript of the gene RBBP8, whose product is annotated as RB binding protein 8, endonuclease. Gene Ontology annotation, molecular function: single-stranded DNA binding; double-strand/single-strand DNA junction binding; flap-structured DNA binding. Gene Ontology annotation, cellular component: site of double-strand break. Gene Ontology annotation, biological process: DNA double-strand break processing involved in repair via single-strand annealing; double-strand break repair via homologous recombination. The transcript is spliced from 16 exons. The record is from RefSeq and is a predicted model, not a curated record. Bases 153 to 2483 code for a protein of 776 amino acids. NCBI's taxonomy places the organism in Eukaryota, Metazoa, Chordata, Amphibia, Anura, Bombinatoridae.
GUCACAGUUACUCAGGGUUUAUAGACAAGAGAACAGUAAAUGCCCAGCAUCAUAAACUGGCCUUAUCCAUCUCCAGUAAAGGGUAAAUGACUAUGUCAAUUGAGCAACAAAAAGAAAAGCUAAUACAUUACUGAAGGUUACUAAAUCUCAAGAUGAAUAUGUCUGGAGCAAGCUGCGGUAGCCCAACUUCUACAGAGAGCCUUGCUGCUGGAGACUUGUUCAAGGAGCUGUGGUGUAAACUAAAAGAAUGCCAUGAUAAGGAGUUACAAGAGCUACAAUUAAAAAUCACGAAACUGAAGAAGCAGAGGUGCUUGGAUGCACAAAGAUUGGAAGAAUUUUAUACCAAGAACCAACAACUCCGAGAACAACAGAAGUCACUUCAUGAUACCAUUAAAGUUCUAGAAGAUAGGCUCCGAGCUGGACUAUGUGACCGAUGUGCAGUUACUGAAGAGCACAUGAUGAAGAAGCAGCAGGAAUUUGAAAGCAUCAGACAACAGAAUAUGAAACUCAUCACAGAGCUUAUGAAUGAGAAAAAUACUCUUCAGGAUGAGAAUAAAAGGCUUUCAGAUGAACUCCAAUAUAUGCAGAAGAAAACAGAUACUGAGCAGAAGACCACUGGUGCAGAGUCAUCAGCAGAUCCUGCAGAGUGUGAAGACGGUGUUAUUCCUGACUCCCCAGUCAGCUCCUUUCCGCUAUCCAUGGCCAGUCGUAUGCGUAGAAAAAAGGAAAAUCGACACGUCCGUUAUGCAGAGCGCACUCAAGAAGGCCCAAGGACCAAUGAAAGCAAAAACAACCCUGGGAAGGAAACAUUGUCAUCAAUGCAAUCAAAUAAUAGAAAUAGCAAAGAUAUUUUGGUUGCUGAAACAUGUGAUUUAGAACUAUCUCCUCCAUUAAAUAAAUCAGAGAGGCCUAUGUUCAAUUUGGCCGCCGUGGUUGCAGAAACUCUUGGUCUUGAAACACAUGAAGAGUCUCAAUCUCAAAGUGUAUUGAGUCAUCUUGGUAGCAGCAGUGAGAUAAACCUGGCACAUACAAAACAUCAAGAUGAUUCCCAAAGACAAAUGGAGCUAGAGUAUUCUGAAUCGUCACAGAAUAAUGAACUUGACAUUAAUUGGGGCACACAGCAGAUUUCUCCAGUUUUUGGGGCAGCUGCUGGCAAUAUUGAUGGGAGUUUAACAAUGGACACCAGGUCCUCUCCUACACUACUGCAUCAUGCAAUGAAAAAAAAGGCAUCUAACUCUUUAACUCAUGAAAUGAGUAGAAAGGCAGAUGAUGUAGUCCAGGUGACUCCUAUGUGUGCAAGUACACAAACAAAGUCCAUAAUUUGCCAGAGUUCAGACAGCAAGCCAGUUCUUUCUAAACAUAUUCCCAAUAAUGGUGUGAUCAGUGCAAAUGAUUCAUUGAUGACCAAGAGUCAAGACAUUUAUAAACAGAUAGGAAGUAGAAAUGGUAAGAGGAAAAAAGGUGAAAAUGACAGAGUGGUCAACUGUGAAAUGUCAUCGUAUAAUAAGGAAAAUGAUAUACCUGAAAAAGGCAGCACUGCUAUAAGAGAAAUAUCUGUUGACAAACCAUUGGACCUCUCAGAUCGCUUCUCAGGGCAGCAUAUUGAGGAGAAAAGUUAUGAGGACACCAAAAACACAAAGCAAACUUUUGUACAGGACACCUUGAAUUCUGGCUCUAAAAAUAACAGUACCUCAUCUGUAUGUAGGAAUUUUCAUGGAAGCUCAUUGGUACAAAUUGACUUAAAGGAAGAUCCCUUUCAACAGUCUAGAAUGAAUCACUCAAAUAAAGAGGAGCAUUUCAGUACUCGUUCAGACAACAAAGGAGCUGAAAAUGAUAUGCUUUUUGAAGAAACAGAGGUAGGAAGCCCUCAUCAACCAAGAAGAAAGCCUAGGCUGAUGCACAGAGGCUGUGAGCUAGCAUCUGUGCUUCAACCAAAUCCUCAUUUGUUGAUGGCUAAAAGUACAUCCACACAGGGCGAACAUGGCAAGACUCCUUUGGAAAAUAUUCAGUGGAGCAUUGAUCCAGGAGCAGACCUCUCUCAGUACAAAAUGGAACUCACUAUAGCAGACACAAAGAAUGAAAGCCAAGAAAAGACAGACAUGGAUGACAUGGACUACACUUAUGUCAGUGAUAGUAUGUUAUCAAAGAUGCAAAACCACAAGCAGAUUGAAGACGACAGUCCAACAGCAGAGGAUAGCAAACAUCAGGACAGCUUUAGUGAGAUGUUCGAUAAGACAGGAUAUGGAGAAUAUGUGUCAUGUCUUCAAGAGAAGAGUCCUCCUCAAACUCUUGAUUGCGAGGAGGAGGAUAACCUGUCUAAGAUGAAAAAGAAAGGUGUGAAACAUAUGAAAGAAAGAGGUAUUGAAGAAAAUGCAGAGACGUACCAGAAACAAAAAGCAUUUGUGGAGCCGUAUUUCCAGAGUGCUGAAAGGUGGUAUAUUAGCAGACUGUUACUACAGCAUGUGCAUAUGAAACUUGCUUAA